CCAACACCUCAGUAACAGCCAUGCAGCAUCUAAAUACCCGGGCAGACAGUCACCUUGGCGGUCAGGGGGACUGUGAACUGGAUACAUUUGGGAAAGGCGGAUGGGUGAACCAGGCUUACAGUGGCAGCCCUCCACCCGUACAGCACUCUAUCAGCACCAUCUACAGCCCUCAACCCCUUUUCCACAGCCCACUGGAGAGUAUGAGCAAGCUGAGCACACCCAACCCAGGCGAGGGCAGCAUGCUGAGCCAGCCUUUGGCGACGAAGAGCUCUGGCUGUUGCUCGUCUUUCCUACGAGGUAUCAAAGGACUGUGGGGAACUAGACUGACAGAGGACACAACAGAGAAUCGAGAGCUGUUUGUGAGAACUACCCUGAGAGAGUUACUUGUCUACAUUCUUUUUCUAGUGGACAUAUGUUUGUUGACCUAUGGCAUGACCAGCUCUACCACCUACUACUACACUAAAGUUAUGACAGAUCUGUUUGUGAAUACACCAUCUGACAGUGGGCUCACGUUCCAGUCCAUUGGCGUGAUGGAUGAUUUAUGGACAUACACGCAAGGUCCAUUGUUGGAUGGCCUCUAUUGGACAAGAUGGUACAACAACCAAUCUCUUGACACGGGGAUGCACUCCUUUAUCUACUAUGAGAACAUGCUCCUUGGUGUGCCACGCAUACGGCAGCUGAAAGUGAAGGACAAGUCUUGUAAGGUGCCCAGUGACUUUAAGGAGGAAAUCACUGACUGUUUUGAUGUCUACAGUGACAAGAAAGAAGACAACAGUGUAUUUGGACUUAUCAAUGGAACAGCCUGGCAAUACCAGACAGAAAAAGAAAUGAACGGAUCCAGUCACUGGGGCAUGCUGGCCACAUAUAGUGGAGGGGGGUACUACCUAGACCUGACCCUGACAAAAGAGGAGAGUGCUGCUCUUCUGGCAAACCUCAAAGACAACCUGUGGCUGGACCAUGGAACCAGGGUUGUUUUUAUUGAUUUUUCUACAUACAAUGCCAACAUAAAUCUCUUCUGUGUUAUUAGGUUGGUGGUUGAAUUCCCUGCCACUGGAGGAGCAGUUCCCUCAUACCAAAUUCGAACAGUGAAGCUGAUUCGAUAUAUUACCACAUGGGAUUACUUCAUCAUUGGGUGUGAGAUUGUUUUCUGUGUGUUCAUCUUUUACUACAUCGUGGAGGAGAUACUGGAGCUUCGCAUACACAGACUUUCCUACUUCAAAAGCAUCUGGAACACUCUGGAUGUAGUGGUCAUUCUACUUGCUAUUGUUGCAAUUAUCUUCAAUGUAUUUCGGACGAUUAAGGUUGACAGGUUACUUGGAAACCUUCUGAAAGAGCCCAAUAUGUAUGCUGAUUUUGAAUUUCUUGCAUUUUGGCAAACACAAUACAACAACAUGAAUGCUGUAAACUUGUUUUUUGCUUGGAUCAAGAUAUUCAAGUACAUCAGUUUCAAUAAGACGAUGACUCAGCUGUCCUCUACCCUGGCACGUUGUGCCACAGACAUCCUGGGGUUUGCCAUUAUGUUCUUUAUAGUGUUUUUUGCCUAUGCGCAGCUUGGAUAUCUUCUCUUUGGAACUGAGGUCGAAUCAUUCAGCACAUUUUAUAAAUGCAUAUUCACUCAGUUUCGGAUCAUUCUUGGAGACUUUGACUAUGAUGGCAUUGAAAGGGCGAACAGAAUCCUUGGACCGAUAUAUUUUUUCACUUACGUGUUCUUUGUCUUCUUUGUGUUACUGAAUAUGUUUUUGGCUAUAAUCAAUGACACAUACUCAGAAGUAAAAGAGGAACUUGCUUCCCAAAAAGAUGAACUUCAGAUUUCAGACCUCAUUAAACAGAGUUAUACUAAGACCUUUAUGAAGCUAAAGCUCAAAAAAGAAAAGAUCUCUGAUGUUCAGAAGGCCUUGCAAUCAGGAUCAAAAGAAUUAGAAUUCAAAGACUUUAGAGAAACUCUGAAGGAAAUGGGUCAUGCUGAUCAUGAGAUCUCAGCAGCCUUCUCCAGAUUUGACCAGGAUGGUAAUCAGAUUCUAGACCUGGUGGAGCAGGAGACUAUGAGACGAGAGCUGGAGGAAAAAAGGGAUGCACUCAAUGCAGAGCUUCAUAAUCUUGGACUAAACUAUGGAAACAGUGGGCAUUUAACAGAAGACAAGGAGAAAGCAACCUCUAUUCCAGUGACUCAGGAACAAUUUCAGAAGUUGGUUAAACAGGUUGUUGAACUGGAAUGUGCUCUAGCUACCACAAUGUCCAAGAUGGACUUGGUUAUGGAGAAAAUGAGAUUUCAGGACAUUGGUAAAACAAACAAAAAAGAGACCACAGGAACACAUUUGACUAUCACAAAUGAAGAGAGGCCUGCAUCUGGAGCAAAUAUUCUGGUAAACCUGGAGAGAGGAGUGAGACGGGAGGUACCAUCCUGGUCAUCAACUGCUCAGUUGGGGAAUACCGAAAAUCGUAUAUAUCAAGACAUAUGCUGGCCCACAGCCACAGAGAACAGUAACACAACUAUCUAGUUAAAUAUGACAAAAUAAUCUAUAAAUAUUUUCUGCAUGUAUGGACAUUGUGCAAAACAAUGUGGUGAAUAUAUUAGAAAUAGCAUUGGUACCUAGCAAACAGCAUGCACAAAGAACACAAAGCCAAACAUCAAAUUCAUGAACCACUGAAUAUACUAUGUGAAUUUUGUCUUAGCAGUUACUUGCUUGAGCAUUGCCUGUAUCAUCACAGACUUUAGAGAAUGUGAGUACUGCAUAUCUACACUAGAUAGUCUGUCAAAGACAUUAUGUAUUAUAUAUUUGGUAUAUUCUGAAACUAGAGUGCUUGGCUUAUAAUUUAUCAUCUUACAUUUUUUCUAGCCCUACUGCUUUGAGUGAUUGUAACAAAUGCAUAUGCUAUUACAGAAGAAAGGCAUAGAUGGAAUUUCAAGUCUAUAGGUUUUUUCAAGACUUAAGUUUGUGCUGUGUUAGUAUAUGAUACUUGAACCAUAAUUAUAGUAGAGUAUCAAAAAGGGGGGAAAAAAGUAAUAAAAUGUAAUAUUUGAUACUCAUACUAGUACUGUCGUAUACAUUUCUAAUGCCAAAAAAUAAUUUACUUUGUAAAUAUAGAGUUAUCUCCAA
Molecule: messenger RNA, 3098 nt
Organism: Electrophorus electricus (electric eel)
Lineage: Eukaryota; Metazoa; Chordata; Actinopteri; Gymnotiformes; Gymnotidae
Gene: pkd2l1
Product: polycystic kidney disease 2-like 1
Biological process (GO): detection of mechanical stimulus; potassium ion transmembrane transport
Cellular component (GO): membrane
Molecular function (GO): calcium-activated potassium channel activity; muscle alpha-actinin binding; calcium ion binding
Source: RefSeq, a predicted model, not a curated record